CGCAAUUUUACAUUGUUACGUCACUCGGUGCUUAUGAGGUCGUUCGUUGGUUCGAUAUAAGCCCAGAAAAUACAAACUGCGAUAAUCAGUAAAAAUGGCUUCUCGGGCAGCUGGAAAAGUGGCUCGCAAAGCAAAGGUAGCGGCUGAUUCUAUAGUUCAUUCGCCAUUUUUAAAAAUACUCAUACCAGCACAGCAAGCUCGGCCAGCCCCGCCUUUAGGACCACAGUUAGGUAGACGAAACGUAAAUAUUGCCAAUUUCUGUAAAGAUUUCAACGAAAGAACAAAAGAUGUUGUGGAAGGAACUCCGAUGCCAUGCUAUAUAUCUGUCAAAGCCGAUCGAUCAUAUGACUUAGUCAUAAGUCAUCCAUCAUCUAUGCAUUUACUAAGAAUGGCUGCAGCGGCUAAAAAAGGUGCUUCUUCUCCAGGUACUGAAGUAUGUGGACGUCUUACGCUAAAACAUAUAUAUCACAUUGCUGAACUCAAAAAACAAGAUCCGAACUUAUUAAGGAAGAGUUUGCAAGACAUUUGUAAAAUGUUAAUUGGUACAGCACAUCGUUUGGGUAUUGAGAUUGUAACACAAGAUGAUAUAAAAUCUGGGAAAGUUGAUUACACACCAAGUGGAUAUGCAGAUUUUCUUAAAAAUCGUGAAGAAUAUCUCAAACAGAAAAAACUAGAAAUCGAGACUACAAAACAGAGUAAAAUGAUGAGAUUGUGAUCCAUUAUCUUGUACAUAACAGAAGCAUUGUUACUGAUUUUUCAUAGUUAUGUAAGCACUUGACUUUCAACCGAUUGUUCGCAUAUUUUGUACAGUAUCUAUUUAGUGGGUAGGAUUGCAUCACUAACCCUCACACACCACUAGGUUCAGUUUUACAAAACCUGCAUGUAGUAAAUAAUUUAUGGUUGUUAUAACUAUUGCAUACAUAAGUGUAUUGCGUUUUACUAAAAUAGACACUUCGUACCAAUUAA
Messenger RNA from Schistosoma turkestanicum, 966 nucleotides. The record is from the annotation of a GenBank genome assembly. Lineage: Eukaryota; Metazoa; Platyhelminthes; Trematoda; Strigeidida; Schistosomatidae.